Molecule: messenger RNA, 4491 nt
Organism: Bombyx mori (domestic silkworm)
Lineage: Eukaryota; Metazoa; Arthropoda; Insecta; Lepidoptera; Bombycidae
Gene: fidipidine
Product: coiled-coil domain-containing protein 93
Exons: 10
Coding region: 454-2244 (596 amino acids)
Biological process (GO): Golgi to plasma membrane transport
Source: RefSeq, a predicted model, not a curated record
GAUCCGGCGAAAAACUAAGUGGGCUGUGUCUGUGGGUUAAUUAAGUUAACUUACUCGCUGAGCCCUUCGUCGCAAGCGAUGGGUUCGACGAGAAUGAUGACCGGUGAUUGGGAUACCAAAAAGCACCAUUAGUGGAUCGGGAUGAUUCGAAAUGACGUGUAAUACAUUAUAUUUAGUAAUUCAUACAUACUUUUCGUUGAACUGACAUGGCUUCGAGCUUUUGUUACAAAAAAUGCGAUAGUGUGAGUGUUGUCCUUGCCUGUUCAAUUGACAAAUAAAAAAAUUUAAAGAACAGAAAAUUGACAGAUGGCAGAUGUAAACAAAACAACAGGAAACAAGUACCGUAUCUGGUUAAUCAUAGUUUAGAGGGUUUUUAAAGUUUCAAAAUAUAAAUACUACAUAGUACUUACCCAAUUUAACACAACAAACAAAUAAAUCAACACGGAAGAUAGGAUGUCGACCAAAUCAAAAAAUAUCUUUAGUAGGAGUAAACCGUUGAUGAAUAUUUACAGUGGUUAUGACGAUGAAGGCAAAGCGGUGGAAGUUAGAGAAGAUGCAGAGCAAUUAGUGAAGUGGCAUGAGAUAUCUGAUGCUCUGGUUGCAGCUGGAUAUUAUCGUGCUCAGCUUCAGGGCCUUUCAGAAUUUGAUAAAAUAGUUGGAGGGCUCACAUGGUGUAUCGAACUAUGUGAUAUUGAUGUUGAUAUAAGUUUAUUAUUUGAAGAAAACCUUACAAUUGGAAAGAAAAUAGCCUUAACAGAGAAAAUUGUAAAAAUAUUACCAUCAAUGCAAUGUCCAUACACAAUAGAACCUCAUCAAAUACAAGGUCUAGAUUUCAUAAAUAUAUUCCCUCUUGUCCAAUGGCUAAUUAAAUACUCCAGUGAAUUCAGGGAGGCUAAGGAGGAUGAACUCAGAAGAUUUGCUGUGUUACAAUAUGAAAAAAAUUACAUAUUUGAAUCGGACAGAGCUAUGUUCUUAAAAAAAGAAAAUUUGUUGAAAACUAUUGUUGCAGUGCAGAACAUGUACAAACCAUGUCGUGUGCGUAAAAGGAAAGGUGGUUUACCGGGGAGUGAGCUGGAACAAGUCAAUGCGACACUCUCUGAAUAUGAUCAGAGAAUGCUGAUGCAUGUAACAACAAAUAAGGAUGAUUCUAACAAUGAUGAGGGUCUUGAUUUCUUGUAUGAUUAUGAAAAAACACUUGCUGAUCCUUCUCAGAUUACUACUGAAACAGAUGUAUUCAAAAAGGAUGAACAUACUAUAAUUGAUGAUCCAAACAUGAAAGUCCAUUAUGCGGUAUUGCAUUCUGAACUUACCGGGGAAAUGUCAAAGGAAUUAGAGGAAAGUGAAAAGUUUAAAUAUAGUGAAGAUAUCGAGAAACUUACUAAAGCUAUAGAUGUUAUGCAGAGAGAAGUGGAUGUUCUUAAACAACAACACGAAGCAAGAAUGGAAAAUGCUAAAAAACAGUACAGCAACAAAAUUGGAAAAUUGCAGAAGAUUACAUUAAAAUUGAUGAACACUAAUAAUUAUAGUGAUAAAGAUGUGAAAGAGUUCUACAAAUCACUAAAAGACCUGGGAAAAGAACAGAAUGAGCUUGUGAAAGUAGUUCAGCACAGAGACAGGGUUUACAAGAAAUUAGAAGAAGAACUAAGAACUGCAAAGAGUCCAGAAACCGCAGUGGAGGAGACGCCGCUAACGCCUGAAGAAUUAAAAGAAGUACGCGAGAGAGAAGAGAAGCUGAAGUCGUUUAUCACGACCACGAGGCUGGAGGUCGCCAAGUUGAACCGCGAGGUGGUCCGGUACACGCGCGCCCUCGACGACGUGCCCGGCGCCGCCGAGCUGCUGCAGUACGAGAAGAGAUUUGUCGAGCUCUAUAACCAAGUUGCCUCGAAGCACAAGGAAACAAAACAGUACUACAUAUUCUACAACACCCUGUACGAAGUUAAACUGUACACCACGAAGGAGUUGAGUUUGCACAAUUCGAUUCUGGACAAUUACGAAGAAGCAAUGUCGUCGGCAAGGAAGCGGGAAGAGUUCAUGUCUCAAUUCGAAAAUAUAGUCGAGUGGGUCAAUCAAACUGUGAAAAAAGUCGAGGAUAAAUAUAGAGCCGAGAAGGAACGCAAGGCGGAUCUGUACAACGAGUACUCGAGGUUAAUGAAUGUGCAGAGGCAGUACGGCGCCGCCCUCAAGAAGUUGGCUGAAGAAAGACAGAAGAUAACCAGACGCACGCAACCGAGGGAAGAAGUAUAGUCGAUGGGUGUAAUACGUAUGUCCCGCUGCUUCGAUCAUUUUCCAUUUGCUCAAACUUUCCUUCUUUUUUUUUCUACCUAAGCUUGCCUUGAGCCUUGAGAGGCUACUUCAGCGUAACCUUAACUAGUAGGUGAGCUUACGGGGAUCAAGAGCAGUGCUUCGCAGAAUCUACCACCGGAUCGGAAACGCGAUCCACUGAGAAGAUCUGGCGAGAAACUCAACGGGCUGUGUCUGUGGGGUAAUUUACACGCCGAGCCCCGAGAACGAUGAUCGGUGCUUGAGGUACCUAAAAACACCGUUAGUGGAUCGGGAGGAUCCGAAAUGACGUAUUUUGGGCGACGUCGACCGCUUUCCAUUCUGUCCGCAGGAUCAGGAAUGCAAACUUUCCGACUUCGGUCGCAACCUCAUGGGCUAUAAAGACUCGCUCACCGUUCAAGCAUCGAUACGUAUCUAGCGAUGCACCGGUGUUCGAAUCCCGCAGGCGGAUACAAAUUUUUCAAAUGAAAUACGUACUUAUCAAAUGUUCACGAUUGACUUCCACAGUGAAGGAAUAACAUUGUGUAAUAAAUAAAAUGAAAAAACCCGCAAUGUUAUAAUUUGCGUAAUUACUGUUGGUAGGACGUCCUGUGAGUCCGCACGGGUAGGUACUACCGCCGCGCCUAUUUCUGCCGUGAAGCAGUAAUGCGUUUCGGUUUGCAGGGUGGGGCAGCCGUUGUACUGUAAAGACGGAGACCUUAGAACUAUAUCUCAAGGUGGCGGCAUUUACGUUGUAGAUGUCUAUGGGCUCCGAUAACCACUUCACAUCAGGUGGGCCGUCCACCCAUCUAAGCAAUAAAUAAAUAAAAAAACAUAAUAUUUAUUAAAAUCAAAAGUUAAUUAAUUAAAAACGUUAAUUUAAAAUGAUUCAUUCAAUACGUGCAAUAAUCGGAACUCUGAAGACACCAACGUAAAUUAAUUCCUCCUUGAGCGCGCGUGAGCUUUUCUUUAAGUAAAUAUCGACUGACUCGGUGGUGCAUUUGUUACGGCUCUUGACUCCCGGAUCGUGGCUUCGAUUACUUCCAUCGGGUAAACGUUCGUGUGAUGAACAAGUUUGCUUGUUCCUUGUCUGGGUGUUUAAAAUCUAUCUAUAUAUGUACAUAUUUAAACAUUUACAAGUAUGUACAUCGACCUCUGGUUCCCAUGGAACAGAAAAUGUUAGUUUGGGGCCAGGUGACCAUGUGUGAAAUAAUAAUAAUAUAGUCUAAAAAUAAUCUAUAAAACUGUGCACAUGUAAUUACUGGUAGACCGCAAUCUUUCUGCUCGUAAGGAAUGUCAACUUAAGAUCACAGAUUAGUUUUUACAUCACCCUCGUUUAUGAAGUCAACUCAUAAAUUUUAACCUCAUCAUAAUAUUUGUUUAAACGGUUUCUAUUAAGCUGACUUAUAACUAGGUUACUUCUUAUCCCGAUUAUUACCCUGGUUAUUUCGAGAAGCUACCGUGUGUUCUGACUUCGAAGAGUGACUUCGUCGUUAUACGGUUCAAUUGAUGUUUGUAUCUCAUAUCACUUCUUAUGAUAUGACGGCAUCCAUAUUGUGGUAUCUAUAAACUCUAGUAGCCAUGUUUAUUUAAUUUUUAACCAUUAUAAUAAUUUUGUAAUUAACUAGUCAGAUCCGGCAACUAUAUGUUGUUUCAUUGGCUAAAUAUAAGUAACAUAUCAGUUUGUGGAUUACACACGUGCGCCAUCUGUUAUUCAUUAACUGAAACUUGAUUUUCUUAGAGACGCAAAAAAGACACUCAUUUUUUAUUUUUUUAUUUAAAUAGAUCGUUCUAAUACUGUUUUCUUAGUACUCUAUAUUAGCAAAGCAGAAUCUGUUAAGGGUACAAGUAAUAAUAAUUGUGCUUAAGCUCGCUCGGUUCCCAGUUGUAAGAUUACACCCUUAUGAAAAUAUGUGAAUAUGUUUUUUUUUUUUUCUUUUGUCUAGGCAAUGAAUACUGUAGAUGUAAAUUAGUGUAGUUUCUUGCUUAGUUAACAUAAGUAUGUAAUUGUAUGUCAUCUAUUGUAAUAUAUGUUAAGAAAUGCUCCUAGUCUAAUGAAGAUGAAUAAGUACAUAUGUAUGUAAUCUUAACUUUGUAUUAAUCAUUCCGUACGUUUUCUAUAGUUAUAUGUAUUACAUAAAGUUUAGUAUAAAAAUGUCUAAUUCUCAUGUUGUAAAACUACAUAAUAAUGUAUCGGGUAAUGAUAGUGAAUAAUAUAUUUUUUAAUUCAAA